Molecule: messenger RNA, 1444 nt
Organism: Protomyces lactucae-debilis
Lineage: Eukaryota; Fungi; Ascomycota; Taphrinomycetes; Taphrinales; Protomycetaceae
Exons: 1
Coding region: 334-1161 (275 amino acids)
Molecular function (GO): nucleic acid binding
Source: RefSeq, a predicted model, not a curated record
GAAGCAGGAAGCAGCCCAAGAGCAACAGCUGUCAACACCACCAAAUCAGGCCGGCCUACUCGUUUUGACUGGACCAUGAGCAGCGGUACAUCCAUCCUUGCCCUUCAUACUCGCAGCUCAUCUUCCAGAUUUCCGCACGCCAGAUUCGCGUCGCCCGAGACCCGCAAAAGCGAGGACCGCAUCUGAUCCAUAUUCACGCGAUGUAAGGCCCGCUCUCUUGCAUGCUACGACCCUCUCUAACGCGUUCAGCAGGGCUCAAGUAUCUCUUCUAGAUUCGGCUCACAUGGCAACCUACCACCCGGAGGACCGCGACGCUCCGCACCACCCUUGAGUAUGGGCGACUUUCGAAUGAAACCCUCCUACAGGCCUUCAUCUGGCCUCGGCAGUGCCAAUCCCCUAUACGAUCUCCUCGACUCGGAUCGCAGGCCUGGCUCGAGACGGCGAGGACGAUCACGUUCACGCUCCCCACCACCUUCGCGGAGAGGCGAUCGUGACUUGAUGUCGGAGUUGAGAAUGCGUGAUCCUCACAGCGGUGACUUGCUACGGCGUAAUUCAGCACCUGCGAGGCAACUUGAUCAGAAUGAUUUGUUGCGUUCAUCACAGUCUGGACGGGUGGAAUCAGCUGCGUCUCGACCUGCUGCAAAAGAUGCUGUGCGGGAACCACCUAGAGGCACUGGCGGGCCUGCUGCAUCGAAAGUAAGCAAGGUGAGCAAUGCAAGUGCGGACAAGGGCGAGACGAAAGUAUCCAGUUCCGUCUUGGCAGGUGCGAAUGCACCGGUCUACUCGGCAAAGCCCAUGAAGACCAAAACCUUGUCUAUUCGCGGAGUGAGCUCAACGAGUGUGCAAAUUCAAAAUCUCGCACCGGGAACGACACUGCGGGAUAUACAAUCUGCAAUCAAGUCAGAGGUCGGGGUGGAUGUGGACCCAAAGGACUGUCAUGUGUUUGCAGUGAAGGGCGGUACGUUCUGCGUUGCAGAGAUCAAGUUCCAGGAUCGCAAGACGGCACUCAAGACGAUUGAUGCAUUUGAUAAUGCAGUGGCAGAUGGCUAUAAACUGGAAGUCUCGUUGUUGCUGGAUUCGCCCGAGUACGAAGCGGUCCGCAAUAUGUCCACCGUCUCAGGGACACAGCACGUCGGCGGUGGCCAGUCGGGUACUUGGUAGGCAGCUGAUCAUCGUAGAGCAGACUCAGGCAGCCGACGAGCAGAUGCUCUUUGUACUUUGGUAUCCUGAUGGGCCUGUGCGUCUUCCUUAAUCUCGCACCGCACAGACCACGAUCACGACCCAACGACGCCCGUUUGUGCUUUCAUGGCUCUUGCCAACAUCAAAGCGAUGGGCCCAGACAAGCUCCCUCUGCGCUUAUACGCAUGCUCUGUAAAUCUCUAGCUGCAAGCCACUCGGCCAGCUGGCAAACACAAUCAUCCCGGUCUGUGCGAGAAGAUGACCU